Messenger RNA from Bradysia coprophila, 1103 nucleotides. RefSeq names its product piRNA biogenesis protein EXD1. Gene Ontology annotation, cellular component: PET complex. The record is from RefSeq and is a predicted model, not a curated record. Gene Ontology annotation, biological process: nucleobase-containing compound metabolic process; piRNA processing. Lineage: Eukaryota; Metazoa; Arthropoda; Insecta; Diptera; Sciaridae. Gene Ontology annotation, molecular function: 3'-5' exonuclease activity; nucleic acid binding.
UUUGAUUUCAAUCAUCUCUUGUAUAGCUUUGUAUCUAUUGUUAUCAUGCAAUUUGAUUUCAUCGUGAGAAUUUCAAUCAUUUCCGGGUAGAUGUAACUGAAAGCGACAACAAGCAACUGACGAAAUGAACAAAUUGCUUGGCCGAGACGUAAUGAUUGCCCUCAAAAGUGAUGUUUAUAUUGGGACAAUUACAUUGUCAUCUGAUCGAUACAUAAACAUACAGGCAAUGGAAUUUAAAACCGCUACAAUGAUUAAGACCAAAAUUUAUGUGAAUGAAAUGACAUUCAUGAAGCCAUUGAAGACUCAGAAUCAAAUUAAAACCGACGACUGUAUGGAUUUUACGCUACAAGAACUCACACGAAUGUCAUCAAUACUGAGCUCGUAUGUCGCCAUUCAAAGUUUUGACUCGAUAUACCACACUGCAAUCGAUGAAAUUGAAUCCGAAUCAUUCGUUGGCUUCUACAUGACUGGAAUAGAUAGAGGCAGAUUUGCAGACAGUUCCUUAGUGGCCAUAAGCACAUCGAAGACGAUUUUUUUGUUCGACGUCCAACUUAUGGGACGUAUUGAAACGAAAAUAAAAAAUAUUUUGGAGGCCAACACACCAAAGAAAAUUGUACAUGACGCUUCCCGGACGGCAGACCAUUUGAAGCAUAAACACGACAUACAUUUAAGUGGAGUCUUUGACUCAUUGGUGGCCAACCGCUUUAUCGGAUUGGAGAAAAAGCGUCUCACCCUCGGUGAAUGUCUACACGAUCAGCUCGGAUUGCCCGAAACAUUUUUGAACGGAGACAUUGAGGACCGGCAAUGGAAUCGAAGACCAUUGUCGUCAGCGGCCAAAGGCUUUGCAGCCCAAAAUGUGUUGUUUCUACAAAAAAUGCAUGCGAAACUGACCCGAUCCGCAUUGAAGAUGUAGAUUGGAGCUGUUUGCUAACCAGGUCGACGAAGUGGAAAUUCUGGAAAUAUUUUUUUUCUUUUGUAUAAUUUACUCGCGAGUUCAUUUCGUUUUCGAUUUAUUUCCAAUUUCACAGCAGUAGACCUAUAGUUGGAAUUUAUUUUGUAAUUACAAUUUUUCCCAUGAAUAUAUUUACUGUUACUAAAAAAAA